CUUUCAGUUGUUCCGCUGUCUGGGCGCGCCUUUUCAAUCCAGUGUAAAAUGGGAUGGCAAGAAUGGAACCAGGCCUGCUACAAGUUAACCAAAGAUUUUAAACCAUUCUCCAAUGCCUCCUCCAUUUGUAGACAGAGUGGUGCUGAAUUGGUGUCCAUUGCAAGUCUCCAAGAAAACGAAUUCGUCCACAAUGUGUCCGAAGGAGAGGACGUCUUCAUUGGUCUCCGUGCUGCAAAAGCCAAUGACAGCUUUGUCUGGUUGGAUGGCAGCACUUUUGAUUACAAUAGGUGGGAAGACGGAGAACCUGACGGCGAUUGUGGAUUAGACGGCUGUUGCGUUAUCCUCGUGGAACCUAAUGGCAGGUGGAAUGACACACCAUGUGAGUUCUGGCAUCCGUUUGUGUGUAAAUUCACAAACUCGCAACCCAAACUGCGGCCAGGUAAUUACCUAGUUCAGUUUUAACAGAGGGGGGACGAGUCCGUGUGUCGUGAGAUUGUAAACAUCAUAUACAAAUAGUCAGAAAUAGCGCACCGAACUUUGACAAAUAAACUCCCCGAACGUGCGGUUAAUCAGCGCAAUAUUGAAGAAGAUAGAUCCAGUUUAGAACAUGAAUGGAUAUAUGGAUUGCUGGGGUCCCAUAUUUGGAGAUGUUGGAUGGGUGUAUAUAUAUAUCUCGUUCAUUGUUAGUCCCAUGAACAUCCGUGCUUGAGGAUUUUAUACGUGGCUCACUGGUUCAGAUAGAGUCCUAAAGUGUGAUGUCAUAGAAAAUUAAAUUUGUGAAAUUAUGUGAUUUGUCGGGAUAUUCUCAAAGAACAUAAUCCAAGAGGCCUACUUGCCGAAAACUAGCAUUGUGGGGCAAAUUGUCUCUGAGAUAUAAGCCCAGUUAUGCUCUGAUGACUCCUUACAAAUCCUUCUAAAUUUGACUAAACUUUUAGACCCAAGCAGGAUUUUUAGAAGGAUUUUUAUGGAGUCAUCAGAGCAUAACUGGGCUAAUAUCUCAGAGCACGAGCGCUAAUUUUCGGCAAGUAGACGUCUUGGACGUUGUUCUUUCAGAAUAUCUUGACAAAUCUCAUAAUUUCACAAAUUUAAUUUUUAUCACGUCAUCACUUUAGAACACUAUAACGGAGCUCCACGCGAGAGCGUAGCCCCACACCCAAGAAAAUGUGGUAAUCUACCCAUGCGAGAAAUUUUGGUAAUCACGUGACCGUACGCCCGUCCGGCCAUCCGCACCACAGGUAAACCAAUGCAAAAUAACUCAACGAACAGGUAUGGCAACCCAAAUGCAAUUCGAGGUUAUUUUGGCUGGAAAUCGCGUAGCCACCCGCGUCUUGUGAAGCAGAGACAACUUAAGAGUCAAUAAAGACGAAAACGGAAAGCGGAAAUUGUUUCUUUAUCCCUGUUGUUUAAAGUAUUAAGCUUAGAUUAAUUGUCAUGUCCACAUAUUUGGAAUAUACAGAAAGAGAAGGACAGAGAAAAGAGAAAGUAGGCGACAGGUAGCGUAGCUCAACGAGAAAAAGAGCGGCAGGGAGCUAGGGCGAGAGAUAAAUAACAAAGGAGACAAUCUCUGGUGGAAGAACAACAUGAACAUUUUGUAGCGGCGCUGAGAAAAUGAGAAAUGCUAGCGGUCAUCAAGGUGAAAAUGAACGGCAGUGAAAAAAAAGGUGAACAAGAACACGUACGACAUUUCCUCCACAAAAUGUGUAACUAGAAAGUUUCUGGAAGUUUCACGCUGUAGUCGUGCAAAACAACGGCAAAGAAAUGCACAAAAAAGUGUGCUGCAAAGUUGCUUUUUUGCUAAUCAGACCUGCUGUUGUUUGUCACUGUUCUCUUUACCUUCGCCGCGUAGCGUUACACGAUUUUAUAUUUUGUUUGAGCAAACAAUAAAAAUUAUCGAGAUUUAUAUAUUAAUGCCAUAGUAUACAGACUUGUACCCAGUUCCCCUCAGUUUGACAGCAGGCCAAAGGGUAAGUAACGUCGACGGCGACGUCCGCGUAAACGACGCUCACUUAUUACGAUGUCUAUAGCCUGCGUAGGCAGCAAUCAAUGAAUAAGGAUGAGCGCUUAGGUAUGACUGCUCUUCUAAGUAGAACAAAUUAUAGUGAAUUUUCAAAGGUUAUAUUGUAUGCAAACUAAUGUAAAAGAGGCGGGAUGGAUUGGUACUCAGGAGUCCAUAACCCUGAGCGAGCAACUGCCAGGUACUCGUGUCACAACGUUCUCACCGACCAGUUUAUUUUAAGAACAAAUUUGGCACGAAUUCAGAAUAUACUUUUAGUCACAUAGACCAGUCAGCAAAUCCCACAGACCUAAAAAUGAUAUGUUUGACCUUUGAAAGACGUUUAGUUUGUCGUAUCUUACACUUGGAAUGCGCUCAUAGACGGAUCGAAGAUUCCGUUUCCGCGGGAAAAAAUAUAACAUUAAAGCGGUCCGAGAAAACGCGGCGGCAGAGUUGCUAGUAACUCCGGGUUGUGGGGUUCUGUCAAAAACUCGAAUUAAAAAGCCUCUCUGUUUCCUUUUCAGACAAAUAUGCACUGAAAAAAGAACAGAACUUCAUCAUACACGAGCAGAAAAGUCUGGCACAUCACGUGAUCUACAAACAAUCCUUGUCGUCUUUAAUUCACUGUGCGCUGAUGUGCACCAACUCGCCAUUUUGUAAAUCGGUCAACUUCAUAUCAGAGCAAGGAGGAAAUUUUGGCGAAUGUCAACUCAAUGACGCUACAGCAGAAGACUUUCCAUUCCAUCUGAUGCGAGUUUCUAAUUCAGUGUAUUCUGUUGUGUAUAGCUCAUGA
Porites lobata is the source of this 2786-nucleotide messenger RNA. The record is from the annotation of a GenBank genome assembly. Lineage: Eukaryota; Metazoa; Cnidaria; Anthozoa; Scleractinia; Poritidae.